AUGUUUUCUCUUCGUGACAGUCGUGCCAUUGUUGUUAGUGGAUGGUUGUUGUUCUGUGCGCAAUCUCCUGGCCAACGGUUCAUCAUCUGUUCCUGAUUAUUUUAUCACCUCAUUAGCCCCUUCAAGACAGCAUAAUCUCGAAGUGUAUUUUUUCUCUUCAGUCACAAUGAAUCAUUCGUUCGUCGUUUGGAAAUGAUUAAUCUGGAGCCUGAAUAGAGCCACGCAGUCUCACCGACAAGAACACGGACGGCGUAGCAAUGGAGCUUCGUGAAUGGGCUCCGCUGGUCAAUCUGGUUAACAAGAUUCCGGUUUCGGUGCAGCGCGGACUGCUCUUCCACGAUGUGUCAAUUACGUGUGUGGAUCUGGUCGAAGAAUUUAUGGCCCUGGGAAGCAACGUGGGAAUCGUGUUCUGGUACAACCGGAAGAGCGGAUCGGUGGAACGUCUCCAGACGGAGCACUCCAAUCAUCUGACGUGCGUUCGGAUAAUUUCGACCGUUGAGUUCAUGGUAGCUGCUGGAGAUCGUCAAGGCUUAAUAAGCAUCUUCCAAAUUCCGAAGGAAGCUCCUCCGGAUGUCUGUGCUGAAUUGCUGUUGAAAGCCAAGCCGACCGAACGGUACACGAUUCGCAACGUGCAUCGAGCGGUAAUUACCGAUCUAGUGUGGUCCAAGAAUGGGAUGAAGCUGUUCUCCGGUGAUGCCGCGGGGGUUGUCGUGCUGAACGAGAUCAAUUAUCAGGUCAAAACGUGUGAAGCGCGGGAGAUUGUGAAUGAGAAGUAUCACGUGGUCCAGAUGAGUCUGCGAAAAGACAAGCUGUUGGUUUCUACUACAUAUCGCACAGUGAUCUGCUCUCAGGAAGAUUUGAAGCGGUGGCGCGUGACCCAGGUUGGCAAAAAAGACCGAAAGAUACUAAGCCAUUUCGGGACAGUUUUUCACGACUACCACUCGCAAUCACGUGUUUUAACCACCCGAUCUGGGUUUCGACUUUGGGUGGCCGAUCUCGAAGGAGAUGUUGCACAAACUCUCAUAUUCAAGGAAUUGAUCAAAAUCCCAACAGCUGAGGUUCCCAUUAUGAAUCCCAGCAAACAUCCCAUCAGGAUUCCGACUACUUUCGGAAAGCUUUACACAUUCCAGGAUAAGUUUUUACUUUCCGUUGCCAAUGAUAUGAUGUUUGUACUGGAUCUAGACCAUAUGAAAGUCGUAGCCUCGCUUACUCGACUGCGGAAAAUCAUCGACAUAGCGGUCUACAAGCACGAAAUCCUAAUCGUCGAAAGCCCGCGAUCGCUGAUCCGAUUAUCCACCCUUCCAGAUAGCAGCCAAGCCACGAUACUUUGCAAACAUCUAGACCUGUUCACUACCAGUGAUAGUGAUGGCCAAAUAGUCGUAGCAGAUGAAUGUCUCGAACAAGACUCUGAAUCCGCGAAUGUCUCGCAAGCAAGCGCCAACGGUCAUUCUUCCGUCUCAGCCAAUGGAGACGUUGUUGAUGGCGUCACAUCUCUCCCGCCGGUGGAGCAAAGCCCAUCCGACGGCGGAUCGCAUCACCUAAUCACCCACAUGAAAAAGCUAGAGCUGUUCGAAACACUGAACGAACUCAAGUACGAUGACUCGAUCCUGUUCAAGAGUGGACGCAAGACGAAGCGAAAGCACAAAACAAAAAUCAAUCCGAUUGUCGAGAUUGGACAGAUUCCGAAGGAGUUGGAAGACGAUCCGGGUCCCGCGGCUGACCCGUUUGGGAAAAUUGAAAACUAGGAUUUAAAUCCGGCGGUAUAGUGAUAGGAUUAUCAAAAUGCUUCUCAGUGUGAUAUUUUUAGCGUUUCUGUUUUUUGUUGAGAAAAAUUAGUAUAUCGAGUUUAUUGAAAGUUUAUGUUGUAAAAACAGCACCAGACUAUAAAUUAUGUAAAACGAUACUUCGCAAGCACAUUUUGCUUUGAGGUUAAAAUAUUAUUAAAAAUUGCUUCAAAUAAAACAGUUUUUUGCAUAUGAUGAAAGGA
Molecule: messenger RNA, 1987 nt
Organism: Aedes aegypti (yellow fever mosquito)
Lineage: Eukaryota; Metazoa; Arthropoda; Insecta; Diptera; Culicidae
Product: WD repeat-containing protein CG11141
Exons: 2
Coding region: 258-1745 (495 amino acids)
Molecular function (GO): protein binding
Source: RefSeq, a predicted model, not a curated record